Colossoma macropomum (tambaqui) is the source of this 1338-nucleotide messenger RNA. RefSeq lists its product as uncharacterized. The transcript is spliced from 3 exons. Lineage: Eukaryota; Metazoa; Chordata; Actinopteri; Characiformes; Serrasalmidae. Bases 51 to 1070 code for a protein of 339 amino acids. The record is from RefSeq and is a predicted model, not a curated record.
UUCUGGACAUUUGUCUUAGCAGGUAUCAAAAGCAGGUUGGACUCUCCAGGAUGUCAUUGCAAGUGGAAAAUCAGGGGAGGAAUUUUGUGAAGGCAGUGAGUCCUUCACUUAAGAACGGAAUUAGCUCUCUCAAUGCCUUAACCAUCAGCCUCUUAGAUAUAGAUAAAGACCUUAUGUAUGUGGCCAAAGAUGAUUUCAAGUUCAGGGAAAUUCGGAGUGCUAUAGUUAACGCACAGCAGAAGCUGGGGGAGGCUGAGUCGGCUGCAUGCGGGGAACUCAAAUUGGUAGAUUAUCGCUAUGAAAAGCUGAUGGUUAGAAAGGGGAAUCUAUCUAGACAGCAGGAAAGCACAAAAGAAAAACUACAAAAUUUUAAAAGUCAGCAAAAAAACAACAAAGCCACUCUAGACAUGUACAAAGCAAAUAAAAACUCUGCAGAGUAUCGUCUUAGAGAUGCAUGGGAGGAGCUCAUGUUUCAGAGGAGGAAUGUGGAGGAGGCAGAAGCACGAAGGGAUGCUGGAAUUGGGAUCGCAUUUAUUCCCAUUUUUGGGUGGAUUGCUGGUCCAAUAAUGAUCGCAGAGGCUGAAAAUGACAUUGAAAAUGCAACUUACUACGUCGAGCAGGCAGAGGAAACGGUUGAACAAUUUGACUCCCUGGUGCGAGAGUUCAGCUGGAAAGUGUCUGACUAUGAGAGAAAAAUCGAUCAGACUCGCAAUGAGAUUUCGAAGACAGAGGAUGAGCUGAGGCAGAUAGGCUGGGAGAUUGACAAGGUCCUAAUGCAGCGGAAGAAGAUUGCUGACUUCCAGGAGAAGAUGAGGAACUCUGUCAAAGUUCUCGGUUGUCUUGCUGGGACAUGCAACGUGGCAGAGAUUCAAACGCGCUGCUUUGUGUUGCUGGAGGCGAUGAUGAAGUUACUGCAGGACUUUGUCAGGUUGGUGGAAGGCCUCAGAGAAGAUCGCUUUCUCCGGGAUGAAGGCAUUAAAGCCCUCAUCACAAACCUGCAGGUCAACUACAUCAAGCUUAAGGCCAUCGCUGUGCCUCCUGAUACCUCUGCCAUUGAAGAUUACGUAUAAAUUUUCCAUUCAUUUUGUGCAUGACUUAUGCUUCAUCUUUGCCUAUUUCGGGGGUGUGUAGGGGUGGUGGUGGAAAGGAGAAUAGCCUUCACAAAUGUAUGCCUACCUGCUAAAUGCUUUGCAAAAGCUAUCUUUAUACUGAGUGGAUAUUUUAAUGUUCUAUUAAUAGAGGAGAAGUAAAAAUGUACUUCACUCACAAUUAACUAUGAUCUGUCCUGAAUGCUUAUGAAAUGAAUCAGUGAUGUAUGUAAUAAACAUUUCACAAAAA